GCAUCCUGCCUUUCCCUGAAGCAUUGCACGAUCCUCACUGCUUGAAAACUUGGUUAUCUUUCCUUGCAGAGUGUGAGGGAAAUCAACAUGCAGGGCAAACGCACAGUCACAAAGACCCGCAUUCUCUUGUGGCCCCUUCUGCUCUGUUUGUUCGUGGCGAAGUCGCUCAGCGCGGUGGAGGACAUCGUAGUGACCACCAAAGCGGGGCCAGUCCGAGGGAUGAACUUGGCCGUUCUUGGAGGCACCGUGACCGCCUUUCUCGGAAUCCCUUAUGCUCAGCCGCCUCUUGGUCGACUUCGAUUCCAAAAGCCACAACCCGUGGACAGGUGGCUCGACGUUUGGAAUGCCACAAACUAUGCCAAUUCCUGCUAUCAGAACCUAGAUCAAAAUUUCCCGGGCUUCCCGGGAUCAGAGAUGUGGAACCCGAACACAGCCCUGAGCGAAGACUGCUUGUACCUGAAUGUGUGGGUUCCAGCACCCAAACCCAAAAACGCCACGGUCCUGGUGUGGGUUUACGGCGGUGGCUUUCAGACAGGGACUUCCUCUUUAAAUGUCUAUGAUGGCAGAUUCCUGGCUCGGGUGGAAAGGGUUAUCGUUGUGUCUAUGAACUACAGGGUGGGAGCGCUGGGAUUUUUAGCUCUCCCUGGAAAUCCCGAGGCUGCAGGGAACGCAGGCUUGUUUGAUCAACAGCUGGCCCUUCAGUGGGUGCAGAACAAUAUAGCAGCCUUUGGUGGCAAUCCUAACAGCGUGACUCUCUUUGGAGAAAGCGCAGGGGCAGUUUCAGUGAGCCUUCAUUUGCUGUCGCCUCAAAGCUACCCCUUGUUCCUCAGAGCUAUUCUACAAAGCGGGUCCGCGAACGCUCCUUGGGCAGUGAUGGCCCCCUCGGAGGCCAGGAAUAGAACCCUGACGCUCGCCAAGCUUGUUGGUUGCUCUAGGGAGAAUGAGACCGAGCUCAUCCAUUGUCUCCAGCACAAGGAUCCCCAGGAAAUUCUCCUGAAUGAAGUCUUUGUCCUUCCCCACGAAAGCCUCUUGUCAGUCAACUUUGGCCCCACGGUGGACAAUGAUUUCCUUACUGACAUGCCGGACACCCUACUCCAAACUGGACGAUUCAAAAGCACUCAGAUCUUGGUGGGUGUGAACAAGGAUGAAGGGUCAGCUUUUCUAGUGUAUGGGGCCCCCGGUUUCAGCAAAGACAAUGACAGCAUCAUAACGAGAAGUCAGUUUGAAGAAGGGUUGAACAUGUUUUUCCCACAAGUGGGGGAAUUGGGGAAGGAUUCUAUCCUUUUCCACUACGUUGACUGGCUAGAUGAUCAGAGACCAGAGAAGUACAGGGAAGCCUUUGACGAUGUGAUUGGCGAUUACAACAUCAUAUGUCCUGUGCUGGACUUUGCCAAGAAGUUCUCUGAUUUGCAAAAUAAUGUCUUUUUCUACUAUUUUGAGCACCGAUCCUCCAAACUUCCUUGGCCAGAAUGGAUGGGAGUGAUGCAUGGGUAUGAAAUUGAAUUUGUCUUCGGUAUGCCUUUGGAAAGAAGAUUGAAUUACACAAAACCUGAGGAAAUUCUGAGUAGAUCUAUGAUGAAACGCUGGGCAAAUUUUGCAAAACAUGGGCAUCCAAAUGGGACCCAGAGCAACAACACAAGAUGGCCGCUCUUCAUAAGCCCUGAAGAGAAAUACUUAACCUUGGAUACAGACUCACCAAAGAUAUACUCUAAACUACGAGCUCAACAUUGCCGAUUUUGGAAACUAUUUUUUCCCAAAGUCUUGGAAAUGACAGGAAAUAUUGAUGAAGCAGAACAAGAGUGGAAGGCAGGGUUUCUUCGCUGGAACAAUUACAUGAUGCACUGGAAAAAUCAAUUUAACGAUUACACUAGCAAGAAAGAGAGCUGUAUGGGUCUCUAAUUAGUAGAUUUAGCCUUAUGGAAGGUUCAUUUUCCUCUAGAUGAAGGAAAAAUGUAUUAGCAGCUUUGUACACACCUCAGAAAAAUGCUAUUGUAAAAGUGAAAUAAAACACUAGAUGAGUUAUAAACAUUAUUGACAUCAUCACUAUUUUGCCCAGCAUUUCAAAACCCAAAUCACUGAAAGAUGCUUUG
This is a messenger RNA of Perognathus longimembris pacificus (Pacific pocket mouse), 2090 nucleotides long. RefSeq names its product butyrylcholinesterase (gene Bche). The record is from RefSeq and is a predicted model, not a curated record. Gene Ontology annotation, biological process: acetylcholine catabolic process; choline metabolic process. The transcript is spliced from 4 exons. The coding region runs from base 88 to 1899 and encodes 603 amino acids. Gene Ontology annotation, molecular function: acetylcholinesterase activity. NCBI's taxonomy places the organism in Eukaryota, Metazoa, Chordata, Mammalia, Rodentia, Heteromyidae. Gene Ontology annotation, cellular component: plasma membrane.